Auxenochlorella protothecoides is the source of this 267-nucleotide messenger RNA. RefSeq lists its product as hypothetical. The transcript is spliced from 4 exons. The record is from RefSeq and is a predicted model, not a curated record. Gene Ontology annotation, biological process: mitochondrial electron transport, cytochrome c to oxygen. Lineage: Eukaryota; Viridiplantae; Chlorophyta; Trebouxiophyceae; Chlorellales; Chlorellaceae. The coding region runs from base 1 to 267 and encodes 88 amino acids.
AUGUCGGGUGCUGCCAAGGUCGCCAGGACCGCCUCGCGCGCGGUCCGCUCCUUCACAUCUAGCUCCAAGGCCGCUUCCGGAGGUCACCACGAGCCCGACUACGUCCAUGCCCCCUCUAUGUACAACCUGCCCGCCAUGAAGAACCGCAAACUGAAGUUUGGUCUCAGCGUGGGUGGUGUUGUGGCCCUCGGCAUCGCGCUCCCAGUGAUUGCAUGCCAGUGGCAGGUAGGGUUGCGAGACCUUUCGGUGGGGCUAAAAUGUGUAUGA